Messenger RNA from Radiomyces spectabilis, 597 nucleotides. RefSeq lists its product as uncharacterized. Lineage: Eukaryota; Fungi; Mucoromycota; Mucoromycetes; Mucorales; Radiomycetaceae. The transcript is spliced from 3 exons. The record is from RefSeq and is a predicted model, not a curated record. The coding region runs from base 210 to 503 and encodes 97 amino acids.
CUGCGACUUGGUCGGCGCCAAUACAUGGGUAUGUCGAGGGUGACUACGAAGAAGACGUGGCCAAGCGGAUUGAGUUCAUUCAUGAAGAUUUGAAACAAAUACGAGAGGAAGCAUGACAAAGGUCCGACGCAAGAAAAUUGGUGGCGAAGAAGUAUUAUGACCAAACGGUUUAUCCAAAAGCUCCAUUCCAGAUUGGUGAUCUCGUUCUUAUGAAGGAUAUGACGCCUCGAACCAAGUUCAGUGACAAGUGGAUCGGUCCAUUCAUGGUGGUGAAGGUGAAUGCUCACAGUGGUACAUAUCUACAAGAAUGGUACCAGAGGUCCAGCCCGCCUACAAACGGUUCAAAGCCUAGAUAUCCCAAAGGAACCUGCAUAUGGCCUCGGCUUGAGGGGGCCUCGGCCAACUGCCUUUUUCGGAUUUCCCUUGUUCUGGUUAAUUUCUGUGGUUGCCUGAAUUCGUUGGUCUUUUCCCUUUCUUUUGGUGUUUCUCCCGUGGUGCUAUGAUGUUUGGGCGAUGAAAUAUCGAUCGAUUUGUCGGUUCCUUCUUUUUCAGAAGCGGAGUGUGAAUUGGAAGUCCCGUUCGAUUUUUCGUGAAGUU